Molecule: messenger RNA, 1137 nt
Organism: Thermothelomyces thermophilus ATCC 42464
Lineage: Eukaryota; Fungi; Ascomycota; Sordariomycetes; Sordariales; Chaetomiaceae
Exons: 4
Coding region: 225-977 (250 amino acids)
Biological process (GO): glycerol catabolic process; glyceraldehyde-3-phosphate biosynthetic process; gluconeogenesis
Cellular component (GO): cytosol
Molecular function (GO): triose-phosphate isomerase activity
Source: RefSeq, a predicted model, not a curated record
AUUGGGUGGACUCUUUGAGGUUGCACCAUGUCCCCCAACCCAAACAGGGCAUCCACUUUUUAGGCCCGCAGCUCCCGCAUCCAUCCCACUUCCACUCGGACCUCUCUGUCGAAUGCUGUCAACAUCCAAAUUCAAGCCCGCCCUCUUCAUUGUGAUUAGAGCAAUUUUCCCUUCCUCCUGAAUCGUUUUUUUGUUCAUCAUAAGAAAAAAAGACUUUGCCCACCAUGGCUCGCAAGUUCUUCGUCGGCGGCAACUUCAAAAUGAACGGGACCAAGGAGUCCAUCAAGACAAUCGUAAAGGGUCUCAACGAGGCGCAAUUGGACUCCAAUGUUGAGGUCGUGAUCGCUCCUCCGGCCAUCUACCUACACCUCGCCCAGAGCGAGCUCAAGAAGCCCGGCAUCGAGGUGUCUGCGCAGAACGUCUACGACAAGCCCAACGGCGCCUACACGGGCGAGAUUAGCGUGUCGCAGCUCAAGGACAGCGGCGUCAACUGGACCAUCCUGGGCCAUUCGGAGCGCCGGACGCUGCUCGGCGAGACCGACGAGGUGGUGGCCUCCAAGACCAAGUUCGCUGUUGACGGCGGCGUCAGUGUCAUCUGGUGCUGCGGCGAGUCGCUCCAGGAGCGCGAGAGCGGUAACACGGUCGCCGUCGUCGAGCGCCAGCUGGCCGCCCUGGCCGCCAAGCUCUCGACCGACGACUGGAAGAAGGUCGUGAUUGCGUACGAGCCCAUCUGGGCCAUCGGCACCGGCAAGGUUGCCACCGUUGAGCAGGCCCAGGAGGUGCACGAGGCCAUCCGCAAAUGGCUCAAGGCCAACGUCAGCGACGCCGUCGCCGAGGAGACGAGAAUUCUGUACGGCGGCAGCGUCAACGGCAAGAACUGCAAGGACCUGGCCAAGGAGAAGGACAUUGACGGCUUCCUGGUCGGCGGUGCCAGCCUGAAGCCCGAGUUCGUCGACAUUAUCAACUCCAACCUCUGAGCGUCUCCGCCAAGGUAGAGAGCAAGAAGAAGAAGAAAAAAAAAGGAAAUGGAUAUCUGAGAAUGUGCCACAAGUAAGGAACGGCAAAAGUGACUGAACAUGGGACCACAUUGUCAGAAGUCUAAGUAGAGAUGAACCGAAAAUCUUAAUAAAAGACAAG